Molecule: messenger RNA, 2129 nt
Organism: Solanum dulcamara
Lineage: Eukaryota; Viridiplantae; Streptophyta; Magnoliopsida; Solanales; Solanaceae
Product: sphingosine-1-phosphate lyase
Exons: 15
Coding region: 144-1760 (538 amino acids)
Biological process (GO): sphingolipid catabolic process; carboxylic acid metabolic process
Cellular component (GO): endoplasmic reticulum
Molecular function (GO): pyridoxal phosphate binding; sphinganine-1-phosphate aldolase activity
Source: RefSeq, a predicted model, not a curated record
UUUUUACUUGUACGCAUGGCUAAUGGACUAUGGAGUAGCAAACUAGCAAUGACAUACUUACCAAAUUAAGUAAAACAUUACUUUCAAACAAAAAAAAAAAGAAUAAAGGAAAAAAAAAACACCACAUUUCACGUCGAUCGGCGAUGGCGUUUCCGAUUCCACCAUGGCUGAAUCAGUACAGAGCUUCAGCAAAUUCCUUCUUAUCUCAAUACGAGCCGUUAAUUCUACUUCUUGCUCCUCUCUUCUCUCUUCUAUUCACUCGAAUUCUUCAAUCCAUCUUCCUUGUUAUUCACGAACGAGGACUCAAAGCCACAAUUAGUAAUUUCAUUAUGAGCGCCAUCAAGUUGGUGCCUGGUGUCAAAAAGUACAUCGACUCUGAGAAGCAGAAGAUAGUGGAUAAGUUGCAAGGUUCUAGUAAUAGAGAUGGAUGGAGAACUGAGUUGCCGAAGUCAGGCUUAGGAGAUAAAGUCCUAGUGCAAAUGAAAGUUGAGAAACAAAAAGAUGUGACAUGGCAGGGCAAAUGUUCGGGUACCGUCUAUAUUGGUGGAAAUGAGAAUGAGGGACAUUUUUCAUUGAUAAAUGAGGCAUGUUCCAUGUUUGCACAUACCAAUCCACUACAUCUGAGUGUGUUCCCGAGCGUUGUUAGAUUUGAAGCAGAAGUGGUUGCGAUGACAGCUGCAAUUCUUGGUAGUAAGGAAAAGGGUUCUGGAGGACAAAUUUGUGGAAAUAUGACAUCAGGGGGGACUGAAAGUAUAUUAUUAGCAGUUAAAACAUCCCGUGACUAUAUGAAAACAAAGAAAGGAAUCACUAAACCAGAAAUGAUAAUACCAGUUUCCGCACACUCAGCAUACGACAAGGCUGCACAAUAUUUCAAGAUCAAGUUGUGGCGUGUCCCCGUUGAUAAAGAAUUUCGAGCAGAUGUUAAAGCUAUUAAGCGAUAUAUUAACAAAAAUACUAUCAUGAUUGUUGGAUCGGCACCUGGUUUCCCCCAUGGCAUAAUCGAUCCAAUUGAGGAGCUUGGUGAUUUGGCUUCUAACUACCAAAUUUGUUUCCAUGUUGACCUUUGUCUUGGGGGCUUUGUCUUACCUUUCGCUCGUAAACUGGGAUACCCCGUACCUCCAUUUGAUUUCACUGUUCAAGGAGUAACCUCAAUCUCAGUGGAUGUGCACAAGUAUGGGCUGGCCCCAAAAGGAACCAGUGUAGUUCUGUACCGAAAUCGUGAAAUACGGAAGCAUCAAUUUGUUGCUGUCACUGAAUGGACUGGUGGGCUUUAUGUUUCUCCAACAAUUGCUGGAAGCAGGCCUGGAGGUCUGAUAGCUGGGGCUUGGGCAGCAAUGAUAUCUUUAGGCUCCGAAGGAUACUUGGAAAACACCAAGGAGAUCAUGGAGGCAUCAAAAAGAAUUCAGAAAGGGAUACAGGACAUUCCAGAACUGUUCGUGAUUGGAAGGCCUGAUAUGAGUAUAAUUGCUUUUGGAUCUGAUGUUGUAGACAUAUUUGAAGUCAAUGAUGUACUGUCAUCCAAAGGUUGGCAUUUAAAUGCAUUGCAGAGACCUAACAGUGUUCAUAUUUGUGUGACACUUCAACAUGUACCAGUAGUCCAGAUUUUCCUGAAGGAUCUAAGAGAUUCCGUGCAGACUGUGAAAGAAAAUCCAGGUCCAGUUAACGGAGGGUUUGCUCCAAUCUACGGUGCUGCAGGGAAGAUGCCAGAUAGAGUUAUGGUUCAAGAUCUAUUGGUCGAAUUUAUGGACAGUUCAUGCUAGUCAUUUCUGCUGAAUAGAAAAAUUUGCAAUUGUUGAUUGAUAUUGGGUUUUCUGCAUAUGGUGAAUACGAACAGAAUGUUAACAAAUGAACACUAUCGAUUCUUUUGUACUUGCUGAAUGCAUACUAGAAUAUAAUUGGUGGAAUACCUCCAAUUAUUGUUGCCAAGGUAUGGACAGUAUCUCUGGCUGCUGCACGCUCCACUUUGCCUAAUUUAUUACAAAAGACAGCUGGUUUGCAGGAAAGAACAAUAAUCUGCUUAUCUUAUUCAAUUCGAAUUAUGCGAGAGAAACCUUGUGACGAGAGGGAAUUCCAUUGUAUACUCAACUGUCAUCUAAUAGUGUCUCACUGUCCUUUUUGUCUCCUUUCAA